Messenger RNA from Trichophyton rubrum CBS 118892, 1326 nucleotides. RefSeq lists its product as uncharacterized. Gene Ontology annotation, molecular function: oxidoreductase activity, acting on the CH-CH group of donors; flavin adenine dinucleotide binding. The coding region runs from base 1 to 1326 and encodes 441 amino acids. The record is from RefSeq and is a predicted model, not a curated record. The transcript has 4 exons. NCBI's taxonomy places the organism in Eukaryota, Fungi, Ascomycota, Eurotiomycetes, Onygenales, Arthrodermataceae.
AUGGGAACAAACUCACCAAAUCCAGUUCCAUUCUCCGAACCGCCAUACCUCUGUGGUCUUCCCUCGCCAUACUACACGCAAGCUCAUCGUCAGUUCCAGAAGGCAUGUCGAGCAUUUAUUUGGGAGCAUUUGCAUUCCCAUGCCAUGGAAUGGGAGCGGGAGGGCACUGUUCCACCUCAUGUGUUUGAAGUAUUUGCCAAACACAACAUGCUACUUCCAAACCUGCCUUCUCCCUUACCAGUUGCAUGGUUGAAGAAGUUAAAUAUUCAUGAUAUCUUGGGUGUCAAGGUUGAGGACUGGGAUUUAAUAUACACUGGUAUAUAUCUGGAUGAGAUGUCAAGAUGCGGGCUGAGUGGGCCCCCGAGUUCACUGACAGCUGGGUUUGCAUUUGGAAUCCCGCCCAUGCUGGCAUUUGGUAGCCGGGAACUACAAGAGAAAUUUCUUCCCGAUAUGUUAACUGCCAAGGUCAGAUCGUGUAUUGCCAUUACCGAACCGGACGCAGGUAGUGACGUUGCAAAUAUUACUACCACUGCAGAGAAGAGCGCAGAUGGAAAGUACUAUAUUAUUAAUGGCGAGAAGAAAUGGAUCACGAAUGGAAUCUGGUCAGACUACACAACCAUGGCUGUACGUACUGGCGGACCAGGGCCAACAGGGCUAUCUAUGAUAGUCGUACCUUUGAAGGGGUACCCAGGCGUAACGAUGCGUCGACUCCCGGUCUCAGGUCAAGUCUGUGGGGGUACCACGUAUAUCGAGCUAGACAAUGUCAAAGUGCCGGUUGAAAACCUCAUCGGUCAAGAGGGACAUGGUAUGAGGUACAUAAUGACCAAUUUCAACCAUGAACGCCUAACAAUUGCCGUUGGAGUCACUCGCCAGGCUCGAGUAGCUCUCAGCGCCGCGUUCGAAUACUGUAUGAAGCGCGAGGCCUUUGGUAAGACUCUGAUGGACCAGCCUGUAGUGAGGCACAGGUUAUCCAAGGCUGGUGCCGAACUAGAGUCCAUGUGGGCUUGGGUAGAGCAGUUCUUAUACCAAAUGAGCCACAUGCCAAAGGUCGAGGGAGAUAGGAGACUGGGCGGCUUGACUGCUCUGGCUAAGGCCAAGGCUGGAAUGGUCCUCAAUGAGUGUGCUCAGGUGGCGGUUUUGCUCUUUGGGGGACUUGGAUUCACAAAGUCUGGCCAGGGAGAAUUAGUUGAGAAAAUACUGCGUGAUGUCCCUGGAGCUCGGAUACCAGGAGGGUCGGAAGAUGUACUCCUUGAUCUUGCCGUUCGCCAGCUUGUGAAGAAUUUUAAGGCCGAAGGGAAGAAGCUCGGCAAGGCUGCUAAUCUCUAG